This is a messenger RNA of Phascolarctos cinereus (koala), 8609 nucleotides long. RefSeq names its product MCC regulator of Wnt signaling pathway (gene MCC). NCBI's taxonomy places the organism in Eukaryota, Metazoa, Chordata, Mammalia, Diprotodontia, Phascolarctidae. Gene Ontology annotation, cellular component: cytoplasm. The record is from RefSeq and is a predicted model, not a curated record. Gene Ontology annotation, biological process: negative regulation of canonical Wnt signaling pathway.
AUGGUGUCUCAUUGCCUUCGUUACAGUAUGAUUUAUGUAAUCCUUGGAAUUUCUGAAGCUAUUCCUGUCUCUUCCAUUCUUGGUAACUCCAUGAGAGGAAGGAAGAUGCAACUUAUAAGUGACAAAUACGGUGUCGCCUCUUUGAUUACUCUUAGUAGUGGGCUCCAUUUAGCAGCCCUGGCAUCUCUGAAAGGAGACAUAGUGGAGCUUAAUAAUCGUCUACAGCAAACAGAAAGAGAAAGAGAUCUCUUGGAAAAGAAAUUGGCAAAGGCACAGGGAGAACAAUCCCAUCUCAUGAAAGAACAUGAAGAUGUUCAGGAACAAAUGACCUUGCGCUACGAGGAACGAAUCACAGAGCUGCACAGCAUCAUUGCUGAGCUAAAUAAGAAGAUUGACCGCCUGCAAGGAACAACAAUCAGGGAAGAAGAUGAGUAUUCAGAGUUUCGAUCAGAGCUCAGUCAAAGUCAACAAGAAGUCAAUGAGGAUUCUCGAAGCUUGGAUCAAGACCAGACAUCUGUCUCCAUCCCUGAGAAUCAAUCCACCAUGGUCACCGCUGACAUGGAUAAUUGCAGUGAUCUCAACUCAGAACUGCAAAGAGUACUGACUGGUCUGGAGAAUGUCGUCUGUGGGAGAAAGAAGAGUAGUUGUGGGCUCUCAGUGGCUGAAGUGGACAGACAUAUUGAACAGCUCACCACUGCAAGUGAACACUGUGAUUUGGCUAUUAAGACAGUUGAAGAGAUUGAAGGAGUAUUGGGUAGGGAUCUCUAUCCCAAUUUGGCUGAAGAGAGAUCUCGAUGUGAAAAAGAACUGGCUGGCCUAAGAGAAGAGAAUGAAAGCCUGACUGCCAUGCUGUGUAGCAAAGAGGAAGAACUCAACAGGACCAAAGCCACCAUGAAUGCAAUCCGGGAGGAGAGAGACAGGCUACGAAGAAGGGUUCGAGAACUACAAACACGCUUACAGAGUGUCCAGGCAUCGGGGCCCUCCAGUCCAGGUCGUCUCACCUCUACUAACCGACCAAUUAAUCCCAGCACUGGAGAGCUGAGCACCAGCAGCAGCAGCAAUGACAUCCCCAUUGCCAAGAUUGCUGAGAGAGUGAAACUGUCGAAGACAAGGUCAGAGUCUUCCUCAUCUGAUCGGCCCAUCUUAGGAUCGGAAAUCAGCAGUAUAGGGGUAUCUGGCAGUGUGGCAGAGCACCUAGCCCACUCUCUGCAGGACUGUUCCAAUAUCCAGGAGAUUUUCCAGACCCUCUAUUCACAUGGAUCUGCCAUCUCAGAAAGUAAAAUUCGAGAAUUUGAAGUAGAGACGGAGAGAUUAAACAGUCGAAUAGAGCACCUGAAAUCUCAGAAUGAUCUGCUGACCAUAACACUGGAGGAGUGCAAAAGCAAUGCUGAGAGGAUGAGCAUGCUGGUGGGGAAGUACGAGUCCAAUGCCACAGCUUUGAGACUUGCCUUGCAAUAUAGUGAGCAAUGCAUAGAAGCCUAUGAACUCCUGUUGGCACUAGCAGAAAGUGAACAGUCUCUUAUCCUUGGACAGUUCCGAGCAGCAGGUGUGGGAUCUGUUGGGGACCAGACAAGAGAUGAAAAUGUUACCCAGAUGCUCAAGCAUGCUCACGAUUGCCGGAAGACAGCUGAGAAUGCCGCCAAAGCCCUGCUGAUGAAGCUGGAUGGGAGCUGUGGGGGAGCAUUCGCUGUCCCUGGCUGCAGCGUGCAGCCUUGGGAGAGCCUUUCUUCCAACAGCCACACCAGCACAACCAGCUCCACCGCUAGUAGCUGUGAUACGGAGUUCACCAAGGAAGACGAGCAGAGGCUAAAGGAUUAUAUUCAACAGCUCAAGAAUGACAGGGCAGCUGUCAAGCUGACCAUGUUAGAGUUGGAAAGCAUCCAUAUUGAUCCUCUUAGUUACGAUGUCAAGCCUCGAGGAGAUAGUCAGAGACUAGACCUAGAAAAUGCAGUGCUGAUGCAGGAGCUGAUGGCGAUGAAGGAGGAAAUGGCUGAGCUGAAGGCCCAAUUAUACCUACUGGAGAAAGAGAAGAAAGCUCUUGAACUGAAGCUGAGUACUCGAGAGGCCCAGGAACAAGCGUAUUUGGUGCAUAUUGAACAUCUCAAGUCUGAGGUGGAGGAACAGAAGGAACAAAAAAUGAGGUCACUCAGUUCCACCAGCAGUGGAAGCAAAGAAAAAUCUGGCAAGGAGUGUAUGGAUGGAGCCUCAUCUGUGCUGUCACUAUCUGAGCUGAGGACAACAUUCAGCGAGAAUGAUUUGGCAGCAGAAGUUACCAACGCACUGCGACGGGAGAAGAAACUGAAAGCCAGAGUGCAGGAGCUGGUGAGCGCCUUGGAAAGACUGACGAAGAGCAGUGAAAUCCGACACCAGCAGUCUGCUGAGUUUGUUAAUGAUCUGAAAAGAGCUAACAGUAACCUGGUGGCUGCAUAUGAGAAAGCAAAGAAGAAGCACCAAAAUAAACUGAAGAAGCUGGAGUCUCAGAUGAUGGCCAUGGUGGAGAGACAUGAAACCCAAGUGAGGAUGCUCAAGCAGAGAAUAGCUCUGCUGGAGGAAGAAAACUCAAGGCCCCACACCAAUGAGACCUCACUUUAAAAGACUUUCAGGCACCAAAAUUCUGCCCACAGAAGCUAAUCUGGAAAGAAGGACCAGGAGAGUUAAACGUACCUGCCGGGAUGUACCAAAAGAAGGCUGGCAGGUAGGGGCAGUAUCUGUCAAGUUGACCUCUACCCAAGGGCAUGGUCUUGUCAGGUCCUCUUGGAGAGCUUCCCAAGAGACAAUGGUGGUUGGCCACAUAUGUACUGUGCUUAAAGAGAAUGCACCUCACACCAAGGUCCAAAGGAGAAACUGUCAAUGAUAAAUAACAUGUUUCUUAUGUUCAGGGUACCCUGGCCUACAUACUUCACAGAUGAUUGAUUCUGACAGAUUGGUUUUCAGCUUUCCCUCUCAUCACUCCCACCCCACCCACCGGCAAAAACAAACAAACAAAAAUACCUUUUGCAGUCUUGGAGAUACUAUAUAAACUGAGUUAUUUGGUUUUCAGUAAUUUCAGUGUUUUCCCUUUUUUUGCCCAGGCAGUGGGCCCACUUUUUUUCCCCCUGGCAACUCCAGUUCCUUUAGCUUUCCACCUAACUAGAGGUUAAGUCCUGACAUAAUAUGGGGCAAGUGUAUGUUAUGGUCUCAGGUGCCUAAGUGGUGCUUAUUGAGAUGAAGGCUGCAGUUCUCUGGCUGUCCUUCAUAUUUGAAAUUUAUUUUGCAACUCCAGAGGGUCUCACCUAAGUGGCCUUUCAUAUUUCUGAAGCAGAAAGAGUUGUCGACAUGUCUCAUGUCAUUCAGAAUGUGUGUCAGUCACAAACAACAAGGCCAGGUCCUUUACUGGAACAAUAUAAUCUGGAAACAAUAGAAAUUUAACAUCUGUCCUGCUAGUCCCUGGAGUUGAGAAGGGAGGCCUAUGUGAAACCUGCCUUUGUGAAUUUGGGAUUUGAACUCUCACCUCACCCCUCCUUCCCACCAAAAAAAAAAAAUGUAUUAAGUAGGUUACUCUUGGACACUACAGUGUAAGCAAAAUGUUGUAUUUUUGUGGAUUCCUCAAAAAAGACAUCUCUGCACUUUCCCAAAACAUUAAAUAUAUAUACCCAUAGCUCUGGGUAUGUGUUGGAUUAAAUACAUUUUGGCAAAGCUGUGCUAAAGGAGGCAGUUUUUGAUAUAGAAGGUGGAAUCCCCAAAUCCAAGGCACUUUUCUCCAUAUUUUCCCAUUAUACUUGUGAGCAAGAGCAUGGCUUGUGGUCUCUUCAGUCAGGGAAAGUGGAGAUUAGCACACAGUGACUAGAACAGGUAGGAAGGGCUCAGAUGAAGAGAUUAUGAGGCUAAAAGGGAUGCACAGUUGCAUCCCUUUAGGUUGCAAAACUUCUUAGGAGGUUUUCUCUUAGGUUAAAUUUGGAAUUAUUUUUUGUUUUUACUAUUGAGAGUUUUCUACUCCCAUCUCACAUACAGUAGAUGCUUAAUAAAUGUUUUGAAUUCUUAACCUUUCUACCAUCUUAAUCUCAUUUCUUCUGAUUAGCUCUCCUUCACUGACAUUUUCAAAUUUAACUUGUGUCUGGGAUAUAGUGAUUUUUAAAGGCCCAAUCUCAAAUUAGCCAAUAGCUAAUCCUGUAAUGGCAACAUAUGAGAUUCCAUCCAAAGCUAUUUAUGAAGUUUUUUGUACUAUCACAGCUCGGUAUAAACUGAAGUACAUGUAAAUAGUGAAUGAUUAGGUAGGGAGCAGAAGCUGAAAUUGGUCUGUAGUUCAUCCUGCUAUGAAAAAAUACAGGAUUUAUACUGAAUGAAAAAGGUUGAGGAUUCUAGCUAUAGAGGAAGAGUUCAAUUGAACAAAUAUUCACUUGGCUGCAUUAUACUAACUGCUAGGGACCGAACAGAAUGAAACAAGACAGCCUAUGCCCUCAGGGAACUUCCAGGAAAUAGGAAAUGUAUAAAAAUAAGAAAUGUAUUUGUUUUAUUUAAAGGGAAACUGUGCCCAUGAGCUUGUGUCUAAGAUCAAAAACAGGGAGGGACCAGCUCUUGGUUUCUCUACAAAAAUAAGAACUAGAAGCCUCAGUCUCACAAGACUAUCAGAGCUAGAAAGCACCUCAGAGAUCUCUGGGCCAAGUGUCUUAUUUUUGUGGGGAAAUGCAAGUAAAAUGGCUUGCUUAAGGUAAGUAGCAAAGCCAGGCCUUAAACACAUGUCUCUUGCUUUUUUCUACUACAUCACAAAGUACUGAAGUUAUUGACCACACUGUGCCAUCUGUUCCCCCAAAAAACUACUAGUUGAUUACUCAGUCGGUAAUGCAAGCCAACAUUAACAGUCCCUUCCUAUUCUUAUUAAUAAUAAUAGCUAGCAUUCAUAUGGUGCUUUAAAGUUUUACAAAGUGCUUUAUUAAUAUUUUAUCCUCACAAUAGCUGUGUAGAUGGAAACUGAGGCAAACAGAAAUUAUAUUAAUUACCCAGAUCAAAUAGUUAGAAAAUGUCUGAGGCUAGAUUUGAACUCAGGUUUUCCUGACUUACAUCAGGCCCAGCAUUUUAACUGCCCCUUUGUAAAUAUACACUAUAAACAUACCACUUAAUAUAUUGGGUGAGAAACUUCCAGGGAAAAAUGGAAUAGUGUUGCUUUCACAGUUGUCUAAGGAAGUAUGGCACAAAAGGGAUAAUUUUUCUUUCCCAAUACUUGAAAAGAGUAAUCUCCAGCCAAAGCUAGAACUUUUGACAGUUCAUUUAAAAUAUAUUUUUUUAUUUUAUUUUCAUUUUUUUAAUUUCGGGGAGUGGUCCAGACUUGUGCUUUCAGUUCUGUGAAAAGUUGCUUCAUUGAUAUAGACCAGCAACUCCUCUGUCUGCAUCUUAGUCAGUGUCUGGGGCAUGAAAAGGAUGACUUAUUUGCCCACAUUCAGACAUAGCCAAUAGGUGUCAGAGGCAGGAAUGGAACCCACCUCUUCCUGCCUCAAAGCCUGCCCAUGCCAUGGUGCCUCUUUCAUGGUUACAUUUACUCAAACACUGAUUCCAAAUAUUCAUGAAAAUUGGUGCUAAAGUCUUGUAUAAUAAAUUAGGUCCACUUUAAUUUUUUUUAAAUUAAGCAUAACAUUAUGUUUUAACUGAUUAUCUCUGGUUUGGGUAGGGUAUAAACAAUAGGAUAGUGACAAAAGUCUAUGGUACCUUCCAGUUAUAGGAUUUUGUGACAGUUAUUUGACCAGGAAUCCUUUAUUUCUGUUUUUCCAGGUUCCAAACUAAUAUCUGUCAGAUAAGCAUUGUGUCAUUAUUAUAGUUCUAAUUUACUGUUAUCAAGGUGUAUAAAACUUUAGAGCCUCUCCUCACCCUCCAAAAACAAAAUAAAAUACAUGGUUUGGUUUUUUUUUCCUCCCUGAUUUUAUUCCCCUUAUGUUUAAAGUAAGCUGCCCUGCCCCCUCCUUUACUAUUUUCACCAGGGUGAGGUGGGGAAGCAUAUUUCUUACUUUGUUAGGGCAUUGCUAUAACAAAUGUUUCCGUGGGCUAGAGACAUUGAAUAUAGUCAGAUACCUUUUUCAUUCUUGUCUAGUGAUGGGUAAAGAGGGUGUUGAAAGGGAGGGGAGUGUGGUGGGGAGACACCAGCCCAGGGAUUUCACUAUAUCACUGCAGACCAGCCCCAGUCUUAGCUGCCUGGGAACCCAGAGGCAAAAAAGUACAUCAAGAAAAGAUCUUUCCUUUGACUCUAAAGUUAAUAAUCCUCAAGCUGUAAUUGUUUUUUUCCCUAGACUAGCCUUUUAUAGAAACUGGAAUGGUUAAGAGAAGAGAUGCCUAAUUUUAUUUGUCCUCUUUGAAAAAACAAACAAAACUGUAAAGAAUAGAUCAACACAAGAGUCUGAUUCUAUACCCUUGGAUUGGUUUUUGAUGUACUAUUAAGACCUUAAGUAUACUAGAUUUUAAUAACCUUUAAUACUUCCUGUCCCCUUAAAGCGGCAUGUAUUCUAAUAAAAGAGCCUUUCAAGGAACAAAAGAUUUACAUAAAAAGGUAUGUAUUUACAAAUCUUUUACCAGUAUUCAUGUGCCUAAAUUGUUAGGUGCCAGACUCUAGCUCUUUGCUGCACGUUUGGUGGUAGACAAUAAUACCAGUUAACUAACUCAUCUGUUCUGCAUCAAAUUUGGGGCCAAUUGAAUAUGCUGGUUUAAUUCUUCUUUCACAUACCCUGUGUAUGUCCAUAACCUGGGCUUAUAGAGAGCUUAGUGAAAAGGACUCUCUGGUGAGAGCCAAGAAACUCAACCUCAAUUUAGAGUCCCCCUUUCUCCAAAGCUGUAAGGGAAUACGGAAAAUAUUUUUAAAACAAGCAAACCUGGAACUGUUUGAAACUAUCCUGAUUUUCCUGGCUGCAGCCAGGUGAACGGCUUUUCCUAAAUAAAAAAAUUGUCCCACAUAUUUUUUAGGAAGCAUACUUCAGUGUAGCCCCAUAUCCUAGGAGCUGUUUUACAAUACCUUACUUACAGUAAUUCCCUGAAGGAUAAAAAAAAUUGUCUUAUAAUUCUUCCUAAAUUCCUUCUGGUUCAUCCUUGCCACAGUAACUGGGUUACCUUUUGUUUUUACAGAGUUACUUAAUUACCGAGUUAAUUCUUUUUCUUAAGGGAGGGAGGGAGGGGGGAAUGUUUUGGGUAGGUGAAAGUUUUCAAACUUCACAGGGACACAUAAAUAAUGUUUUUAUGAUUUUCUCAGGUAGCAAUGCUGGAAAAGAUGAUUCCUUUACACAGUAACCUUUUUUUCCCUUUUUUUACUCUGUGGAACCUACAAAAAAAAUUCAUUUACACACAUCAAUUAAGAAAGGAACUGACUGACACUUUACGCUGAGAUUUGCAAAUAUUAUCUAAUAAUUCCAGGAGUUAGCCAUUGUUUAGGGGGGUUUUUGCUAUGAAAUAAAGAGAAGUGUUUAUUGCCAAAAAUGUCUUUAUAAAAGUAUACCUGGUGACUUACUUUUAAAAGUAUUUCUUUUCUUAAAGUACACCUGUAUGCUGACAAGUCAACUUAAAGUGUAAAGUGUUCUCCCUAUAUAUUAAGCCUUAAAUUAAUUUACAGCAACUUUAUUCUAUAAUUAUUUAUGUUUAAUACCACAAAUAUCAAUCUCUACAUUUAACUGACAAUUUUAGAAAAACUACUAUUUAGACUUCCUUGUGUUGUUUGUUAAAUUCACCCUUUUGUUACAGGGUCUAGGAACAUUUAUACAUAUAUAAAAUAAAUGCUCCUACGUGCAGGUAUGCUGAGUAAGUAAACUGACCCUCUGGAUUAAAUAUAUAUAAGUUAAUGGUUGUGAAAUAGAGAGAUUUUAUAACCUGAAAGUAAAGUAAUGAAACUUGGCCAUCAGUUGGGGAUGUGCCAUUCUCUUACCAAUGAAAACAACUUAAUGCAUUUGGCAAACAUUAACAAGGGCCUUUGUUACCAUGAAUAACCCAGUCAUCUUAAAAUAGCAGCUCAGCAGAACAGAAUAAGCUAUAGGUCUGUAACUCCUCUGAGUAUUAACUGGAGUGCAUGUAGACAAAUCUAGAGUUGCUACAGUGGCAGCAACUGGUUGUAAUAUGUGCUGUUAGCUGGAAUAUAUAAAAUUCAUUUAAUUUUCACUGUGACUCACAAAGCAAAACCUCUUAUCAAUCUUACUAAUACAGUCAAUAAAACUAAUUCACUUAUCUAUUCCUAAUAAAACUUUAAAAUGUUUGUAUCUUAUUUGCUUUGCAUGAAAGCUUAGUUUUCCUGUUAUUUUUUUUUUAAAAAUGUUCUACUUUUAUAUCACUCAAAUUAGAAUUGUUAGAAAAUUUACACCAGCUUGAAUGUAUUGUCUAUGAUUAAAGCACAUGUGACUGUUUGGAUUUGUCAGUAUUGUUCAGUUGUAUUAAGUGUUUCAUUUACAAGUUGUCACUUUACACUGUACUAUACCUUGUAAUUUUUGAUUCUUCACCUGUAUGUUUUAAGUGUUUCCAGUUACCUUUAGUUUUAGCUGCUGUAUAAUAGCUAUUGUGUUAAUAUAGAAUUGUAAAAAAAAAACCAAUCUGCAUUUAUUUAUACAGAGACAUUUAUAAUACUUAUUUUACAAAUGUUCUUAUAUUCUGAAUAAAUAUUUCUAAUGCCAUGA